Molecule: messenger RNA, 1653 nt
Organism: Cladocopium goreaui
Lineage: Eukaryota; Dinophyceae; Suessiales; Symbiodiniaceae
Source: the annotation of a GenBank genome assembly
AUGAAAACGGCGACGGUGCGUGCAACGCAGUCUGGCAUUCAAUUGCCAGCAGGAGAGUAUAUACAGACAUUGCCAAACGCGCCUGAUCAGCUGUCAGCUGCGUUGCGGCAACACUUUGCUGGAGUGAAUUUGGUUUUUGUUCCUCCGCCACCUCGUGUUUCGAUUGAUGAAGUUUUGCAGGUGGCCCGUGGGAUGCCGCUAAGAUCUUCUCAUCGGCAAGUGCAGCUGCAGCGUCAGAUGCAGCACCAGCAGCAAAACUUGCUUGGAUUUGGUACCGCUGGGAUGAUAGCUCCUCAAAUGCAGGUGGCUCAGACUGUUGCUAUAGCGGCAUCAGUGGCUUCAGUGCUGCAGCAACGGGGGGAGACUAGCUUGCCGAAUCUGCAGAUUUUCGGGCAGAGCAAUAGGUCAGAACCGGUUGCGGCUCCGGCUAGGAACGGCAGCUUGAGUGGGUUGCUGGACCGUGCUGAGUCGCAAUCAAGCGCGAGGGCGCAAGUGGAUAAUGCUGCGCAGCCGUUGCUGGCGCUGACGGAUGGCACGGCAGAGCCGCCGCUUCCAGCAGCGCCGGGAGUUGAAUCUGUGGCACCUUCUGUGGCUGCUGCUGCUGUAGCUCCAUCUGUGAGUGGGAAGUUGUGUGCGGAGGCACCGGUGCCCUCCAGUCCCGGGGAUGUUUCCGGUGCAGGUCAACCGGCGCCGCCUGUCAUGGGAGAAGCAGCUGCGGCAGCGGAUGCCCUGGCAAGAGCACAUUAUGACAAGACGUUGCCAGAUUUGACAGAGUCAGAUGAGAAAGUUGCAAUGAAGAAGCCAGCAUCUCGCUUGGCAGCGACUCCGACCCAGCAAGGUGCAGCUGGUGGGGGGAUGAAGCGACCUGCCGCAAGCAAAUCUCAGUGCAAGGUGAAGGUUCAGGAAGUGCAGCAAGAUUCGGUGACGAUAAAGCCGAUGGCAGGAAUGAAACGUCCUGCUGCAAAGUCCCUGAAGUUGGAAUCGGUGAAGACGCAGGCAGCGGCAGGAAUGAAACGUCCUGCUGCAGCUGCAUCAGUGGCCAAGCUUGAGAAGCGUCCAGCCAAGCUUGACAUGCGUCGUCGCUUGAAGUUGCGACCGAAUGGCUGCGGCAAAUGCCGCUAUAAGUUUUUGGCUGGCAGCGCAUUCGUCGUCAAAGGCGUCUUUCCGAAGAAGUUGGCUGAUGGGACAGUGCAUUUGACCUUGUCCAAAACGGCCAGGGAAGCCAUGCGAUGCCAGACUUUAGAAGAUAUGUGGAAGAAGUUGGACUCCGGGAAGCAGCAGCCUUGCACUCCGGAAGAUGUUCCCUCGACGACAGCUUCCGACGAAGCCUUUGAGAUUCCUGCUGAGCACGCAUGGCGUGUCAAGGUGCGCUCUGCAGUGCGCGACACCAUGCGUGAGAUUGCUGAGCGGGCGGAAAACGCUCAAGAAUCAUUGGAGGAAAUGUUUCCGAUCCAUGGAAAGUUGGCAGUCAUGGAGCAUCGACUGCUGACUGAUCCUGCUUUGGACAAGCAGGAUGCGCAUGAGGUACUUCGCCUGGGUCGCAUGUUUCUUUAUAUGUGCGAUCUUGAGAGCGAUGCCGAACCAGCAGAGAGUGAAGUGUGUGAGUAUGACAUAGAUGGAGAGACUGUGACGGCUUCGACGGUUUUGAUGUAA